Oncorhynchus nerka (sockeye salmon) is the source of this 2497-nucleotide messenger RNA. RefSeq names its product cyclin-G1-like. Bases 174 to 1073 code for a protein of 299 amino acids. Gene Ontology annotation, biological process: mitotic cell cycle phase transition; regulation of cyclin-dependent protein serine/threonine kinase activity. NCBI's taxonomy places the organism in Eukaryota, Metazoa, Chordata, Actinopteri, Salmoniformes, Salmonidae. Gene Ontology annotation, cellular component: nucleus; cyclin-dependent protein kinase holoenzyme complex; cytoplasm. The transcript is spliced from 6 exons. The record is from RefSeq and is a predicted model, not a curated record. Gene Ontology annotation, molecular function: cyclin-dependent protein serine/threonine kinase regulator activity.
CUUUUCUUUUGCCUUACGCCAAGGGUAAGGGGUGUGCAUAGGAGGUCAAAUUAAAUUUUCUGAAUGCUUUCUUAUUUAAAGUACCUACUGUAAUCUGUUCCUGUAACUAUUGUCUUUUAUACGUUUGGAUACGUUCCACUGCAACAACCAACGCUCCUCAUAUCAAAUACAAGAUGCUUCACACAGUGACUGGACCAGGGGCUCUGGCCUUUGCUGUGCAGUUGAAGGCCUUGACUGACCAGGAGUUCAGGUACCAGCCCAAGCUGAGCGGGCUGAGGAUCAUUGAGACGGCCCAUGACAACGGCCUGAGGAUGACCGCCCGGCUUAGGGAGUACGAGGUGAAGGACCUCCUGUCUCUGACCAGGUUCUUUGGCUUCAGCGCAGAGACCUUCUCCCUGGCCGUCAACCUGCUGGACCGCUUCCUCGCUGUCAUGAAGAUCCAGCCGAAGCACCUGUCAUGCGUGGGCCUGUCCUGUUUCUACAUCGCUGUGAAGACCACGGAGGAGAAGAAGAAUGUCCCCAUGGCCAACGAGCUGAUCCGAAUCAGCCAGAACCGCUUCACUGUGUCUGACAUGAUGAGGAUGGAGAAGAUAAUUCUGCAGAAACUCUACUGGAAGGUCAAAGCCCCCACAGCCCUCUACUUCCUCAGGCUGUUCUACAGCCGGAUACAGGACACGCUUGAAGAUGACUGCAAGGAGAUCAUGAAUGUUGAGAGACUAGAAGCACAGCUGAAAGCCUGCCAUUGCUCUUUCACUUUCUCCAAAGUCAAGCCCUCUCUGCUUGCCCUGUCCUUGUUGGCCUUGGAGCUUCAGGAGCAACAUGACCAUGAGCACAUAGACAAGCUGCUCAACACUUUCCAGUGUCUACAGCAGCAACUCACUGUCCGACAAGGAGACCUGGUUAUCGUGACAGAGUUGGUUAUGAAGUGUCUCAUUGAGUAUUCAACCACCAGGGUCUCCAGGCCCAACAGCCAGAGGCUUCGUUGGAUCCUCUCUGGCAGAACGCAACGCACGUUGAAACACAGCUACUACAAGAUCGCCCAUAUGCCCACAAUCCCCGAGUCCGCCUACUGAACCCUGGGGCUGGGUGACCACUGAUACAAAAGUAGGAGUACACCGAUACAAAAGGAGAAGUAGGCUACCACCUCUUCUCCCCUAAAAAAACAUUUUGUUUUUCAGUUUAAAUGGGGGGAGGAAAGAAAUUGCCUAAAAGCCCCCCAAAAAACACAACUUCUUGUCCUCUGCUGUUGCUACGUGGUCACCUACCUCCAUCACUAACCUAUUUCCCUUACAGAACUGCAUUAUGGAUGAUGCAGUUCUUUAAGGGGAAAACCUGUAACAAACUUAUUUCCCCCUUUCUCCUGUUUUUUGUUCUCAUGGUACUUUUUGAAUAAGCUCACUUUAUUAGCCUACAUCUGCUUCAUUGACUAAGUGUGCAUCUGAAAUGGCACUCUAUUCCCUAUAUAGUGCACUACUUUUGAUAAGAGCUGCUUUUGUUCUUUGAAGGGAAUAGGGUGCCAUCGAGAAGGCACACUAAGGGAGUAAUGCCCGGUCAAGAGUGGGUUUAUCCGCUGCCAUCUAGCGAAGGUUAAAUCCUUCCUGGUUGAAAUGCUUGCACGCGUGUAUACAGUAUGUUCUUAUCUGAAUCAGUACCAACAUGAAUACUCUGCAUAGUAUUCUAUCGUGGUUGCUGGUUUUAAGCAAUGAAGUAUAGAACCACCUAGGUCCUCAGUCCACUAUGUGGAAGAGGAGGGAGAAGGGUUUUGUGAAAAUGCAAAAACAAUGGAACCAAGAAAUCGGACCCAAAACCCUUAACUUCCACCCUAGGUUGACGAACUGGCCUAAAAAUGCACUCCUCUACCCAAGGUGACCGUUUCCUUUUUUACUAUUGAAAUAUUAAUAUGCUUUUUUUUGUACUUGUGGAGGGCGUUUGAGGUUUCCUCGGUGGUGAGGUUUCCUCGGUGGUGAGGUUUCCUCGGUGGUGAGGUUUCCUCGGUGGUGAGGUUUCCUCGGUGGUGAGGUUUCCUCGGUGGUGAGGUUUCCUCGGUGGUGAGGUGAUCCUGCACAUGCAUUGGUUUUUAGCUUGCAGGUUAGCAUGCUGAAACUGGCUGUGGAUGACAUGGUAUCCCACUAGGGUGCCAUUUUGGACACGACCACUAUCUUCUAAUGUAAUGUUAACGGUUACUAACAACGGUCACGAUUACAUAAUGCGAUGUUGAAUUACCUUGAUUUGUGGCAAAAUCUUAGCCUUUAGAAAACAACCAUUUGAAAAAUGCACUCUUAAGUCACUUAGGUAAGCACAGUAGAUAUAAGAAAUGAAGUUGGUUUGUGAUUUGCAUUUGACCAUAGGCCCCACAAUUGAUCUGAAAAAUGAAGUUGUUCGUUAAGAAUUUGAAGUUGAUGUUCUGGAAUUUGAAAACUUUUCCUUAAAAUUGGAUUUACACCACCUGUUCAACCCAUGUGUUUACACCUUUCAAUAAAACAAUAUUGAAAAGCUG